UAUUUUCUCGACGGCUUUUUUGUUUUGAUUUCUGUAAGUUGUUCUAGCUAGUCAAAGACUGAAUCUUUUCUUGUUUUGUGUGUGUGUGUGAUUGAUUUGUACCUGGGUGUUUGCUCAAAUUUGAUUCUUUGAUUACAUUUUCAGUUUCUUUUUGUCUGUUCAUUUUGUACUGCAAAUCCCAAGAGAAGCUUUUUAUUUAGCAUUGUUCCGAUGAUCACUAGGGUACCGUAGGCGUAAAUGCUUGAUUUUGUCUUUGUAUUUUUCUCAACGACCAAGCAAAGAGUAAAGUCAAUUGUUUUCAUAUAUUACUUUCUGGGACUAGUCCCCUUUGCCUUCUCCUGGGUUGUCUUCUUUUUUGUUGUGCUCUUUGGACACAGCCUAAAGCAAAAUAUUUAUAUUAGCUCUUUAUCUUUUUAAGGACCCAGAUUCAUUUGGGUACAACCACCAAAAAAAAAAGAAAAAAAAAGCCUGAGCUAGCAUAGCGUUUGAGGGUAUAAUCGUCCUAGAGUAAGUAAGUUCUGGAGUACAGUGGAAGGGAAGGGAAGAUAUUCAGGCACAGAGCACGCAUGGACUGGAAGAAAUGGUCUUUUAGUUAAUAAUAUAAAACAAUACAAUUAAUAAACAAAAAGGCAAAGAAACCAAAACGAAAAAAAAUUCUGAUAGCUUGGGCUAACACGUCACCUACCCCCAGGAGUGGAGCAACAAAUAAACGAAAUGAAAGAUUCUUUCUUUGUUUCUGCUUCAUCAAAAAGUCUGAACUUGUGGGGUCCAAUCAUAAAGCUCUGUCUCUCUCUCUAAACAAGUCGUCUAAAACUAAAAGCCUCAAGCAGAGAGCCAUUUGGCGUGUGUGCUUGCUUCUAUUCUAUGCUCCUGCAUUGGUUUGAUUUGAACUGUUGUGCAAAGAAUCAGGCUCCAUUAUCAAUCAACUAGGAGAAUAAUAUGCUCUUCAGCUCUCUCUCUCUCUCUCUCCCUCUCUCAUCAACUAUACAAUUCUUGUCGUACAAUACACGUUUGUGUUGUUAUGCUCCUUUUGGGCAGCAACUCAACUGGAAAAGGCAUCACAGUUAAUAUCUUGUGAUCACUUUCUUUGAGACGUUGAGAAUGUUUUCAUUCCAAAAAGCAAAACUGAACAAACCAACUACCUCAAGGAUAAUGUUUAUCAAUAAAUGGGUUUGAGUGUUUAUUACUUACAAACUUUGUGCAGAAGUUGCUUCUUUUGGGCAGGAAAUUGUGCACAGCACAAGUAUUGUGAUGAUAUAGUGUUAUUACUUAUAUAUAGAAUAGAAAGAUGGGGUUGGGGAAAGGUAUGUGUUUUAAGUUACAUUUUUGGGCCGGACAGAAUCUAUGAUGGCUCACAAUCACAACCCUUAUUGCUAAUACUUGCUGAGAUUUGAGCCCAACAUUUCAAUGGAGAGCCUGAAUGGAGUAGAAAUGGAGAGCGGUUCUGCAAAACUCCAGUUUAAGUCAUGGCUCAGCCAAUUCCGCAAUGGCUCCAAUCCUUGGAUGGCCAGAUACGUCUACGGCUUUAUGUUCUUAAUAGCAAAUCUUCUGGCAUGGGCCGUCCGGGAUUAUGGAGGCAACGUGUUGACGGAGAUGGAAAGAUUAAAAGGAUGCCAUGGUGUGAAAGAUUGUUUGGGUGCACAAGGGGUUCUGCGUGUCAGCUUGGCAUGCUUUAUGUUUUAUUUCACAAUGUUUCUUUCGACGGCUGGUGCAUCAAAGUUGAAGGAGCCUAGAGAUUCAUGGCAAUCUGGAUGGUGGUCUGCCAAGAUUGUCCUCUGGGUUACUUUCAUUAUUAUUCCCUUUUUGCUUCCUGCUGCAAUCAUUCAGCUCUAUGGGGAGAUUGCGCAUUUUGGUGCCGGGUAUCAUUCUAUCCUUUUAUUAAUUCCUGUCUUUAUCAUGGUAUUUCUCCUGAUUCAGCUAAUAAGCAUAAUAAGUUUCAUUACAUGGCUGAACGAUUGUUGUCAGUCUUCCAAAUCAGAAAGAUGCCAAAUUCAUAUCAUGCUACUUGCAACUACCGCAUAUGUUUUAUGCUUAACGGGGAUCAUAUUGAUGUACAUAUGGUAUGCCCCAGAACCAUCUUGCCUCCUCAACAUUUUCUUCAUUACCUGGACAUUAGUACUUCUACAACUCAUGACCAGUGUCUCUCUCCACCCGAAAGUGAAUGCUGGAAUUUUGACUCCAGGGCUCAUGGGGCUCUAUAUAGUAUUCAUCUGCUGGUUUGCCAUUAGAAGUGAGCCAUCAGGGGAAAGUUGCAACAAGAAGGCAGAAGCUUCAAACAAAACAGAUUGGCUCACCAUCAUAAGCUUUGUCAUUGCCGUACUUGCGAUGGUUAUUGCAACAUUCUCAACGGGCAUAGAUUCUAAGUGCUUUCAGGAAAGACGAGACAGAAUCCGAGGAUGAUGUUCCAUAUGGUUAUGGCUUCUUCCAUUUCGUGUUUGCCACAGGAGCAAUGUACUUUGCAAUGCUGUUGAUUGGUUGGAAUACUCAUCAAUCCAU
Prunus persica (peach) is the source of this 2496-nucleotide messenger RNA. Its product is annotated as probable serine incorporator. The coding region runs from base 1408 to 2400 and encodes 330 amino acids. The record is from RefSeq and is a predicted model, not a curated record. The transcript is spliced from 11 exons. Gene Ontology annotation, cellular component: membrane. Lineage: Eukaryota; Viridiplantae; Streptophyta; Magnoliopsida; Rosales; Rosaceae.